GGACUAUAUCUUAGUCCGUGCUUACUAUCUUCUAAACACGAUGUAGAGAAAUCUUCUGAGAAAAUAAUAUACUGUUCUGUGCUUAUAUCUUAGUCCGUGCACCUAACUGUCCUAACUUUAGUUAGUUAGAGUACGUUGAUUGAGAAUAUUUAUAUUAUCAAGUUACUUUACUAUUAACUACCUAUUAAGUAUUAGUUAAGUCGUUAUUUUUUAGUAUUUUUAAAUUUGUGCUUAGUGACAUGAGUUGUAACAUUUUUUUUAUUUAUAUAAGGUUUGAGUUUGCCAUUCUAAACUGAAAAAUUAUUUAAUAUUUGUCUAAAAUAUCAUCCAUUAGUCCUUAUUUGUAUUAAUUUUAUAUUUUGUAUUCCAAUUAAAAAUACUUAUUGAUACCUUUAAAUAAUGAAAAUGUUUGUUUUUAAUUUUUAAUUUAUUCAACUGGUAGGUUUUUAUUUCAAAGAAACUAUUCCUCUUAUGCCCAUUUUUUAUACUGCAAUCUAUCAAAAGUUAUUUAUUAAAACAGGUGAUAAUCUUGUUGUGAAAUGGAAAAAUCAUAGAAUAAUCUAUAAAUAGUUAGUUAUUCUAAAAAUGUACUGACAUUUAAUUAAAAUUAUUAUUUAAGUGUGAAUAUUAGACAAUUUAUUAUAAUACCUAUAUUAAAAUGUCGCAAGGUUAUACCGAAGAUUAUAAAAUGAAAAAAUCUCCAAUUAAAAAGGUUAAAGAUGAUCGUAAACAAUUUGGUUCCAAACGUUUGCCAAUAGUUCUAGCCAAACGUGAUGGAUCUAUCGAACGAAUUCAAGAGUCUGAAAAAUGUCAUUCUCAACCAACAAUAUUAAUUAAACCUCGAGAUACAGAAAAUAGAUCUUUGUCACCUACUCAAAAGAACUUUCCUCAAACCAUUACUAAAAAGGAAGAACCUUAUCAGCCAUGCUUACACAAAUCAGGAAAUGAAGAACCAGUACAAUCUCCAACUGAAAUGAAGGCACCAGUUAAAGUUAUUGAUGAUUAUAUGCAAUUUAUCAAUGAAGGUUUAAGUAAUUGUUUACUCGACCAAACGGAUUUCUUAGUUAUUGGCUGUCUAGGACUACAAGGUGUUGGAAAAUCUACACUUAUGUCUGAUAUUGCAAACAAGCCAAAUUUAUUUACAACUUCUACCUCUGAAUAUCUAGAAACAACACAAAACUGUACUGCUGGUAUUGAUGCCUAUAUAACUAAAAACAGAAUUAUUUUAUUGGAUUGUCAACCAAUAUUAUCUUCAUCUAUUGCCUAUUCAGCUAGCCAUAAGCGAAUGGGCCAAUCAAUAGAUCCAUCAGGAUUACUAGUUGAUAAUGAAAUGAUUUCCUUGCAAUUAGCUGCGUUUUUAUUAUCAGUAUGUCAUGUAGUGUUAUUGGUACAAGAUUGGUUUUUUGAUCCCAAUAUAUUUAAAAUAUUGCAAACAGCAGAAAUGUUAAAACCAGCAAUGCCUACUUCACAUCGCAAUGAGGAAUUAGUAGAAUAUUUUCCUCAUAUUGUAUUUGUGCAAAACAAAUCAUUUUAUUCUGAUUUCAGUAUAGAGCAUAUUAAAACAGUGCAACAUGUUUAUACUCAAUUAUUUGCACGAUCUCGUUUGCAUAUCCAAAGUGGAAUUAGUAUAGCAAAUGGCAAUGUUAUAAGUGAACUAAACCAAUUUAACUGCGGUGAACCAAUUAAUUUAUUUGUAUUGGCCAACAGUGAAAAAGAUAAUAAUUCUGAAAAAAAUGGAUAUCAUAAAAUGCAUCCUGGCCAACCAAUUUUAAUGCAAGAAUUCAGAAAACAAUUACUAGGCUUACCUAUAUCACCUCUUACACACACCCAAUUAACAGAAAAAACAUGGUUUCACUAUUGUGCCAAAGUAUGGGAUUUAAUAAAAAAAAGCCAAUUUUUUAAUGAAUAUAAUAGACUUCAGACAUAAUUUCUUAUAGAAUUAAUGUUUGUUGAUAUUAGAAAGAACAUAAUAAAAUUAAUGACCAAAAAAUGUAUAUAUUUAGUUAUACAAUAAAGUAUAAUUAUAGAUUAUUACAAAAAA
Messenger RNA from Aphis gossypii (cotton aphid), 2041 nucleotides. Its product is annotated as nonsense-mediated mRNA decay factor SMG9. Gene Ontology annotation, biological process: nuclear-transcribed mRNA catabolic process, nonsense-mediated decay. NCBI's taxonomy places the organism in Eukaryota, Metazoa, Arthropoda, Insecta, Hemiptera, Aphididae. The transcript has 9 exons. Bases 659 to 1927 code for a protein of 422 amino acids. Gene Ontology annotation, molecular function: GTP binding. The record is from RefSeq and is a predicted model, not a curated record.